Dacryopinax primogenitus is the source of this 1140-nucleotide messenger RNA. RefSeq lists its product as uncharacterized. The record is from RefSeq and is a predicted model, not a curated record. The coding region runs from base 1 to 1140 and encodes 379 amino acids. Gene Ontology annotation, molecular function: protein binding. Gene Ontology annotation, cellular component: nucleus. Lineage: Eukaryota; Fungi; Basidiomycota; Dacrymycetes; Dacrymycetales; Dacrymycetaceae. The transcript has 7 exons.
AUGAUCGUGAACUGGGUGUAUCAGGAUGUGAUGCUUGUUUCAAGGCUAAUCCCAACUUGGUACAAUGCCCCGAUUGCAAGCCUAAAGCGGCUACGAGACGAGCAUCAUAUGAGGCUGUGCCCAUCUAUGCAGAUCCUAUUGAAUGCCCUACAAGCCCAAGUUUCGGGCGAUGUUGAAGCAUGCCGAUUGGCGCGCAAAGAUGUUCUCCUGGUUUUACAGCUCGUCGCCCUGCUCUACUCAAACUCUCAGGCACAGGACCUCAUUCCCCUGAUAUGGAGCCACUGGCCGAUGGCAUAUUUCCUUCCGCGAGCAGAUUAUUCAAUCAUUCAUGCCGGUAGGAUGGGUCAUUUGGUCAACUCGAGACCCAACUGCGUCGUGGUGUACGAAAUUGUCGAACAGAAGGGCUUGGUCAUGGAACUCAGGGCCGUCCGACCAAUCGCGAAGGGAGAAGAAAUCACAAUCUCAUAUGUCGAUCCUGCAAUUUGGUUAGGAGCAAGGCGCAGCCUCCUGAAGAUGAACUAUGAUUUCUUGUGCGACUGCCCAAAGUGUCAGGCCGAGGAACAACAGAAGGUCUACACCACCAGCGCUUGGUUAACAAAUGAAGAGCGAGUUGCCGCCAGCGUCGAGCUCAUACACCACUUCCUGCCGUUCGCUCCGGAUGAACAGCUGAAAGCGUUCAGCAGUAAACUAGCUAUCCCGCCUCUGCCCAAAGGGCUGGGGAUCGAGGAGAUGCCGCGAAGUGUCUUGCCUAUGUUCAACUCGACUUAUUUACCAGAGACGGCGCAGAAGUUCAGCGAUAACGCCCAUGAUGGUUCGCUCAGCAACGCAGUUUACAAUGGGAAAGUUCUUUUGGGGAUCUAUUUCGUGCACUAUACCACAUAUUGGCCGAUGAUUGGACUCCAUUGUUUCGAACUCAGUAAGAGCAUAUGGAACAGCUACACAAUAACACCUCCGACCACGCUGGCCGGCCGCAAAGGACAACUAGGCGAGGCCAUUUGUUGUGCAGAGUGGGCAUCGCAGAUCCUUCAGGUAUCUGUUGCACGGAAAGGGGAUGGUGGAUCCAACCGACCACCGACGGAAGAGAUUGCCGAGUUUCGCGACCACAUUCUUGCAGAAUGGGUAGCCCUUAGUCCUGGAUAG